Molecule: messenger RNA, 603 nt
Organism: Pteronotus mesoamericanus
Lineage: Eukaryota; Metazoa; Chordata; Mammalia; Chiroptera; Mormoopidae
Exons: 2
Coding region: 1-603 (200 amino acids)
Cellular component (GO): mitochondrion
Molecular function (GO): fatty acyl-CoA hydrolase activity
Source: RefSeq, a predicted model, not a curated record
AUGGCCUCUUGGGUUUGGAGGAUGCUUCCUAGGAAUGUCCGUUCCUUGACUACAUCAUCAGAGAACCAGCGAAUUGAGGAUUUUUAUCGUCACAUUGAGGCCUAUGGGUACUUCUUGCCCAUCCAGACAAGGUGUCAGGACAAUGACCAGUACGGUCAUGUGAACAAUGCUGUGUACUACAGCUACUUCGACACUAUUAUCAACCACUACCUGAUCAGGUACUGUGGCCUGAAGACCAGCUUGCUGACGUCCUCCAUGGUGGGGUUCAUGGUGACCAAUCCGUGCACCUUCCACAGACCUGGGGGCUUCCCUCAGGUCGCAGUGGCUGCUCUAGCCAUGGAAAAAGUGGGCCAUUCCAGCGUGCAUUAUCGCCUUGCUCUGUUUCCACCUAAGCCCACCCAGGAACCACUGACAGUGGACCACCGUGACCUCGGUGACGGCUUUUUCUUUGGCCACCCCAGCUUGGCACAGUUUGACACUUUGGCCUGUACCACUGGGUCCUCAGUCCUCGUUUUUUUGAAUCCGGCCACCAGCAAGCCAAUGGGCCUUCCGGAAGACUUCAGGAGGUGCCUGCUCAGGCUGAUGAGACCAGCGUCCGCGUGA